AUGGACGGGAGUUCGGUGUCGGAAGUUGCUCACACUAGUUUUCAAAGUGACCAUGAAGCAUUAUCUCCCGAGGCGAGUACGAGUAGAGCUGAAGUAGCACAUGCAGAUUAUCACGCUGCUCUCCAGGAAUUCGAAUCGUUGGCUCAAAAAUAUGAGAGUCAAGUAGGUGAUUUAACAGAAGGAGAGUUGAUUGCUUUUGAGGCUCAGCUAAUUCGAUUACUUUCCCGUGUUUUGAUUUCACGCCCACCUCCAUCUCGGUCGACUCCUCUUAAACCACGGCUCACGGACUGGCUGAAAGUUAUUGGUUUAUCUCCGACGAAUAUCAGGCACCUUGAAUUAUGUGGAGUUCAUGAUGUUCUAGCAAUGAUUCAAAAACCGCAGAAAGAGACUAAUCUCCUUGCCGAGCGAGGACGUUACUCUCCGGAAUCGAAGAGAAAAAUACUUCGUUCAUGCGACAUAGCAAACAGUUACUUGGAAGCACUAAAAGGACGUAGAGAAUCAUCAUUCACUGAUAAACAGUUAUCGUGGUCUGUUUAUUCCCCGAAGUCAUCAAAAGCAGGUGCUUGGAGAGAUACUAGCGCUGAAUCAGCGAGUCCCCCAAGUUCGCGUUUCUUACUAGCUCCAGUUGAAGGAUCCUCCAGGGGUGAUGAAGAUCGAGAAUCUCCGUAUUUUGAAAGUGAUCCAUGUACUGCAGGUUCUUUCCCAUGUACCCCGAAUGUAGUAAGUGGUCACAGCCGAACAGCUUCUGGGAGCGGAUCUUUAUCUGUGUUGUCCACACGAUCUACAUUAUCUCCCUCGUCUCCCUUGACGAGUUCAGCGCAUUCUGCCCCAACUUCAACAUCCGGAGGGCGAAUAGUUCAAUCUACAAGCAUGCAAUUGAAUAUGAAAUUGCCUAAACAGUCGAGAUUGGAGCAUGACAUUCCGCAUAAAUGGCAACGGUCGACUAAAUAUUUCUUACGUAGUGGUGGUGACGGAAUAUGUAGACUAUGCAAACGUUCGUUAGGUUUCGGGUUUCUCACCUCUUGGGAGAAAUGUCGUGCCUGCAAGUUAAAAGUACAUACCCAAUGUAAAAGUAAAAUUGGUGACACGUGUGGAUUAACUACUGAACAUAUCCGUUUAGUGUUCGAUCGUAUGGUUGAACAAAAUAUUGGCGAUAUGUGGAAUGAUCCACCAUCCGCCAGUAUUCCUUCUUCGAGAUCUUUCAAUGAGCCUGCAUUUCAAUAUCCUGAAAAUGCUGGUGUAGUAGAUAGUUCGUCUUCAACCAACAGCUCAGCUCCUAGUACUCCAGCUUUCCCUUUAAAUAUGGGAAUGAGUAGUCCAUAUGCUGUGUCUGGGCAAUCACGGACAAUUGAGCGGAAAUUCACUUUCCCUGACACCGUGCCUGAAGUUCCGGAUAUUGUCCUCCCGGAUACUACUUCUGAUCCUUUUCUUAAUUCUAUUUCUACCCAAUCCACUAGUAUUAUUGGAGAUGGUAGUGAAGGAACACUGGUUGCUGAUUCUACGGGUAGUGCUAAUACAGAUUUUGUAAAUAGUGAUGAGUCAGGAAGCAAAAGCGUUGAUAAUCGUCUUGAUCGAAAUCAAUGGCAAAAUUUGACAAUUAGAGGUGCUAAUACACAGGCCAGUUGGAAUGAAGUCACCAUUCCAAUCGGGAAAAUUGAAUUUAAAAGGAAUUGCUUAUUGGGCAAAGGACGUUUUGGAACUGUUCGACAUGGAUUCUAUUUCGGAGAUGUUGCUGUUAAAUAUUUGAACAUGGAUCAUGUAGAAGAGGGAAAGCGACUGGAACAGUUCAAAGCUGAUGUUGUUGCUCAUAAGAAUACGAGGCAUGAUAACAUCGUUUUGUUUUAUGGUUUUUGCCAGGAAAAUGAUCGUUACGGCAUUGUCACGAGCUUAUGUAAAGGUCGGACCUUAUAUCAGGCAAUUCACGAAUUCAAUGAGCGUCUCGAAAUAAGCGUCGUUCUUCAAUUAGCAACUCAAGUGUGUCAGGGUAUAUCAUAUUUACAUACCAAAAACAUAAUACAUAAAGAUCUGCGUUCUAAAAAUAUAUUCAUAGAAAGUAAAAAUAAAGUCGUCAUUACCGAUAGCGGUAUUUUUGACCCCAAGCGCCUUGCAUAUCCUAAGAGGAAUAAUUCUUUUCUGGUACCAAGCCACUGGUUGGCUUAUCUUGCUCCUGAGCUUAUUCGCUCUCUAAGUAGUGAUCUCGAUACUCUCCCCUUCUCCGAAAGCACUGAUGUGUACGCAUUUAGCACGAUAUGGUAUGAAUUACUUACUUACUCUUUUCCGUGGGCUUGGGAACAUCCUGAUACGAUUAUGUGGAUGGUCGGUAAUGGAAUGAAGGCUCCUAUGCAUAAUAUUAAAGCUAUUCGUGAAGUAAAGGAGUUAUUGAUGCGAUGUUGGAGCUAUUAUGGAAGCGACCGGCCUUCAUUUAGUGAAAUUCUUAAUGCACUCAUUAACUUACCUAGAAAGCGAUUAGAUCGGAGUCCUUCUUUUCCAGCUAUGCGUAGCUAUGAAUCAUUGUUUUGA
Auanema sp. JU1783 is the source of this 2520-nucleotide messenger RNA. The record is from the annotation of a GenBank genome assembly. NCBI's taxonomy places the organism in Eukaryota, Metazoa, Nematoda, Chromadorea, Rhabditida, Rhabditidae.